AACUUUUUCUUCAAUCAAAUCCUCAUACUUCAGCACAGUUUCAUCGCUAACUUAUUAAUAUUUAUCAUUGCUCGUCUCUUUCCAACAGCCAUUGGAUUGAUCAGUGAAUUUUUUAUUUCUUGGGGAAUAAGAUUAACAGGGAUACUUUGAAUGGUCGCCGGAGAGAAACCGGCGAGCUCUCAGUCCGGUCGAGCUCUUUUCAGCCACCGAUACCAUUUACUUACAGAAGAAGCAAGAAAACAGAGAGAUCAAUUAAGCAAUCAAUGGAAAUAAGCAAACCUCACCUGUGUCUCCUUCUACUCAACUCUCUCGUCUUCGUCCUCCUUUCCGCCGCCGACGAUGCCCAACUAUCCCACGGAUACAACUGCUCCUCCGAUCGCUCCAUCUACCCUUGCAAAUCCUAUGCCUUCUACCUCGCCGGCGCCGAGUCCUCCCUCCUCGACCUCGCCUCCAUCGGCGAUCUAUUCGGCGUUAGCCGCCUCAUGAUUGCCCGCGCCACGAACAUCUCCUCCCCCACUGCAGCACUCAGCUACGGCCAAACGCUCCUCAUUCCCCUCCUCUGCUCCUGCAUCUCCAACCAUUCCUACUCCCCCGUCGAUUACCAGAUCCGGGCCGGCGACACCUACUACCUCGUCUCCACCUUCCAAUUCUCCAAUCUCACCUCCUACCCCGCCGUCGAGGACGCGAACCCCCUCCUCGUGCCCACCAAUCUAACCAUCGGGGUAAUGGUCACUUUUCCCAUAUUUUGCCAGUGCCCUAAAAACCGAUCGCAGUUCAUCAUAACCUACGUCCUCCAACCCUCCGACUCCUACGCAUCCAUCGCAUCCAGAUUCGGAUCUGAUGUUCAAACCCUAAUUGAUCUAAACGGCCGUGAAGGAUCCGUUCAACCGUACUCAACGAUUCUGAUCCCCGUCUCCCGAAUCCCCCCAUACUCCAUGAGUUCAUCAGCGCCGCCGCCGUCCCGAAAACGGCAUUUGAAUGGGGCGGUGGUGGGAUUGUCCAUAGCUUUGGGCGUGAUGGGAUUGUUUUGGGUGGUGCUGCUACUGCAAAUCAGCAGGUUGAAAAAGCGAUGCAGUUGGACGAGGAAAACCGAUAAGGAAUUGGGGGAGAAGAAGAUCGGAGGAUCGUCGGAGCAGAAGCCGAUAAUGGAUAUUUCUGAAUGGCUUGAUAGGUAUAAGCUGUACAAAAUCGAAGAGUUGAGGGAGGCUACUGCGGAUUUCGACAGCAAUUGCUUGAUUUGUGGAUCGGUUUACAGAGGUGAGAUCGGUAGAGAGGUUUAUGCUAUCAAGAAGAUGAAGUGGAAUGCUGCUGACGAGCUCAAGAUCUUGCAGAAGGUCAACCACACAAACCUAGUAAAACUAGAAGGCUUCUGCAUCGACCCUGAGCCCGGCAACUGCUGCCUCGUCUACGAAUACGUCUCAAACGGCUCCCUCCACUCCUGGCUCCACGGCCACUCCCGCCGCCCCCACAAGCUCGACUGGCGCAGCCGCCUCCGCAUCGCCCUCGACCUCGCCCACGGCCUCCAAUACAUCCACGAACACACCUUGCCCCGCGUCGUCCACAAAGACAUCAAGUCCAGCAACGUUCUUCUCGACUCCCGCCUCCGCGCCAAGAUCGCUAAUUUCGGCCUCGCGCGCAGCGGCCACAACGCCGUCACGACGCACAUCGUCGGCACGCAGGGCUACGUCUCGCCGGAGUAUAUAACCGACGGGAUCGUGUCGACGAAGAUGGAUGUGUUUGCGUACGGGGUGGUGAUGUUGGAGUUGUUGACGGGGAGGGAAGCGGUGACGGAGGAAGGGAGGAUGCUUUGGGUGGAGGCGGAGGGAUGGGGGAAAGGUGAGAAACUGGAGGAGUGGAUGGAUGAGGCGCUGGCGGUGGCGGAGGAGGAGUGUCCGGUGGAGAGUUUGGUGAUGGCUAUGAAGAUUGCGAAGGCUUGCUUGCAGAGGGAGCCGGGGAAGAGGCCGACGAUGGUUGAGGUGGUGUAUGCGUUGGCCAAGGCGGAUGAUAUGUCGGCGGAUUUUUCCGGUGAGGGGAUGAGUGUGGGGGCGAGUGGUAGAGUUGUUGCCAGGUGAAGUUUUGGUGGUUAAGGAGAAUAAUUGAAACGUAGCGCGACCCGUGCGGCAGGAAGGGAUGGUUGUGGAUUCACGGGUUAGUUAUAUUGGGUCAUGAAGGGGGCAAAUUAUUAGCUGCGGUAUCCGGAUAGAGAGAAUCAUCUGAAUCUUUUUUUUUUUUUGUCUAUAAUAAAAGCAUAGUCAAAAUGCAGCUGCUAUAGCAGAGAGAAAUCCGAAUGAUUAUCCGUGUCCAAUGUCCGAACCUAAUUAUUUGUCCAUGAAGGGAGUGCGCCACACAAGUUACAGUAGAUGUGGCUUAUGGGAAACGUCUUAGCGGCUAGAGUUAGAUUGGAAAUAAUCGAAUGUGUUUUUGUUUGGUUUAUUUGAAAUGUUUUAUAAUCUAGUCGAUAUAAUAGAUUUGUAAUAUUAUAUAUGAUGUCUAAGGUUUCGUUUGGGACAGUUUUAAA
Messenger RNA from Dendrobium catenatum, 2518 nucleotides. RefSeq names its product serine/threonine receptor-like kinase NFP. Lineage: Eukaryota; Viridiplantae; Streptophyta; Magnoliopsida; Asparagales; Orchidaceae. Gene Ontology annotation, molecular function: protein kinase activity; ATP binding. Gene Ontology annotation, biological process: protein phosphorylation. The coding region runs from base 264 to 2072 and encodes 602 amino acids. The record is from RefSeq and is a predicted model, not a curated record. The transcript has 2 exons.